CUUCUGAGCCAGAAGACGUGCGUGCGCCCCAGCUGUCCGGCAGUAUCACGUGCCAGUAUCUCGCACUCACGCCCUCACACACGCACGCACACACAGGUGGUUCACAGCAAACGUUAUACAGGAUUAAGACCCACAUGUCUCGUGAUGCUUCAGUUUUCUUAUUUAUUUACAAGUAGUGCAGAGUGAGAAAGUGAUAAGCAAUGUUACCUCGUAAAGGUUUCCACCGAGUAUGUUCAGUCGCUGCGGCACUGAGCCUGGUGUGGCUGGUAGCAGUGUGGGUGUCUCCCACCCAGGGCAUGGUUCCGCACCUGUCGCCCUUCUUCUUCCUCUGUAACUUCCACGGCAACUCGCAGAACUACGGCCUGGACCAGGGAGAUGUGGUGCUCGGCGUACACAUUGACGGAAACCCGACCGCCUACGAGCCAGGCUCGUUUUACCAGAUCAGUAUUUCAUCCAGUGAAACAUUUGACAGUUUCCUGAUGACUGGUUUGUACACAACCACCUCUGACAUACAAGGUGGAAGCACCGUGGGGAACCAUUUUGGCCGGACCAUGCACACAGGAGGGCAGAACCUCAUGUGCUCCAUUGUGCACUCCCAGGUGAGUCCCCGGCCUAUGAGAACCCUGCAGUUUGUAUGGAUGGCUCCACCCUCUGGGACUGGCUGUGUCAACUUUUUGGCCACAGCCACACAUGGUCAGCAGCUUUUGUUCAAAGACACCACAGUCUUGCAGCUCUGUGAGAAAGGAGAGGAAAGCUCCUCUCCCCUCCGACCUGAACUGGCAGAGAUCCACACAGAGACAGCUUUGUUCAGGGAAGACUUUGAGAGUGGGGACACCAAGGACUUCAACCCAGAGUUAUGGUUGAGGACUGAGGGAGGUCGCAUUAGUGAGGAAUGUGGUAGCAUUGUGUAUGGAAACGCUGCUGUUCUCUGUGAUAGCAUUGGCCUCCGCGAACUGGUAACAGUUCCACUGAACUUGACUUCAGCUCAUGUUUUGCAAUUUUCCUUGGGAGGAGGUAAAUGUCGCCCAUCUAGCAAGCCUGACAAUGCCAUUGUGAUUGCAUAUGGAACUGACAGUUGUCAAAGAUGGACAGCCAUAGGAAAAGUCAAGGUACCGACCAGUUCUGGCACCGAGACCCAUGUGGUCAGUCUACCAGUAUCCGCUCGCCAGGAAGGAAUUUGUCUGAUGUUCUUCCAGCCAUCUCGUGAUCCAAGUUCUUUCAAUCCAAUCAUGGCGUCCAAAGUGACUCCUAAACCCACAAAAUCUUACAAUAAGUUUUCCACUGAUGCAGGAACAAGACCUGUGAUACCUACUGAAUAUGAAACCAAAGAAUGGGAAAAGAAGACUUUGCCUGCAUCAACCACAGACUCUCCUACAACCACGGAUAAAGUUGUGACUGAAGCUGGUCCCAUGGUCACUGCUGCAAGCCGUACAAUCCCAUGGGUUUCGUUUGAUCUUGAAGACUCGACUGCCUCUACGACAAAGAAACAGACAACGUCCAACACCACCCCUGCCUCUGCUACAACGCUUGUUACAUCAACAACUACUACAACAACAACAGGGGAACCUUCGACACCAGCUUUGUCAUCACAGGAAUCAUCAAGGACAACGACUGCACCAACCACAGGACCACCCAGUGAGAUCACUACUGAGAAUCUCACUGAACCCUCGGAGUACCCGGUGAUAACCGAAUUCUUCAUAGACCCAACAGUUCCAGGGACAACACUGAAUUUUGAUUUUAUUCCCAAUGAUGGGCCCCAGCAAGAUGAGCCGUUUGAUGGUACCUCCUAUCAUGGCUGCUGGGCCAUUGAUAAUGUGGUUGUGGUGAACACAGCGGAGAACCCACAGGAUCUGGUGGAGAAUUUUGACCCUGUGGAUCCCGGGAAUUGGAUCUUCUUCCCCGGUGCUCAUGUUGAGAAACAAUGCCAGUCGCACGGAAAUGCUUUUGUGUUUGAGGACAGGAAUCAGAGCAUGACCUUUGCUGUGACACGUGACCUUGAUCUUGAUGUUCUCAAUUCUGAGGCUGAUGCUUUCUUAACAGAAUCCUUUGAGAGUAAAGAAACAAGUAUUCAAAUUGAGAAUGGCUACAUCGGUGCUGAUUGUGGGAUUGUUCAUGAAGGCAAUUCUGCGAUCUUCAACGGUAGAAAAAAGCGACAACUGUGUACGGAGUCAUUCUCUGCAGAUGAAGUGGACAGUGCGAGAUUUUAUUUCCGGUUUGGCGGCAAGGGUUGUCACAGUAGCAAGUCAAGCCCUCCGGUCCUGGUGUACCUGAGGGAUGACGAUGACCACUCCUUGGUGCUGGACACGCUACCGGCUGACCGUUACAUGACAAGCCAGCUGGUGACUAUCCCCCUUUUUAAUGCCACCAAUAAGGUCAAUAGUCACGGAACCGUAAGUCUUUGCCUGCUACAGAAGUCCUCGGGCGGGCUGGGCCAGGAUGUGUGGGCAGUGGACGACCUUCAGCUGCUUCCCCUCCUCCCAAAAACAUCCACAGAAGAUAGCGAUAAAGUUCUGCAAGCUUCUCUCAACCUGGCUUGUGGUGUGGAGGGAGAUCGUGAUACCAGUGUCAAGUUUGAGUACAGUACAGACCAUGGAAUGACCUGGAAUGAGUUUUACACCUCAUGCCUUCCUUCCCUUUGCAAUGGGCAUCAUCAACCUCUGACCUCUUCUUUCUCAUCUAAGGAUUUGGAGGGCUGGAGCCGUUUAACUCUUCCCAUCCCGUACGUGGCCCAGUCCCCGCAUGUGAGGUUCAGGGUUGUGCAGUACGGGAAAAGUUCUACUCCCUGGGCUGUGGAUGAUGUGUUCAUCGGAUCAUGUAAAGACCUUUGCAAUGGACAUGGAUUUUGUACAGCAGAAGGCUGCAGCUGUGAUUUUGGCUACGAAGGAGAACGCUGUGAGAGCCCUGUCGUUCCUCCAGUCUCGUCUCUGCAGGAAAGCUUUGAAGAUUCCUCCAUCGUAAGCGCCUCUGUUGUCCUGGACGUGGCUGGGGGCUCUGUGGGCUAUGACUGUGGCGUCUUGUCCUCUGGGAAGGCUUUGGUCUUCAGUGGCUCUGGCCCGCGCAGUCUUACAACAGCUGAGAUGAACACCACAUUAGCGUCUGCGCUGCAGUUCACCAUCAGAAUUGGCACACAGUCUGUAGUGUCUUCAUGCCCUCCUCCUGAUGAACCCUGGGAAAGUGUCCUGCUCGAAUCUUCCUGCAAUGGAGGCGUACACUGGACACUGUUGCACGAGUUUCUCCCUGAUGCCUUCCAACAGCCCACAUCAGUGUCGCUGCCAGUGCCAGCGUCAGCUCAGGGCUCCAUGUGUCAGUUCCGCUGGAGACAGCCCCAGCACUCGGGCCGGGGUCAGGAUGUUUGGGCCAUUGACGACAUUGUCCUGACAGCAGACGCUAACUCCAAUCUGCUCUCCGUGGAGAUGAUGGACAUGCCCAACUUUGACAGUCGACUGACCUCCAACCAUGGCAAGCUGGAAGAUAGCUUUUGCAACAGGAUGCGCAGUGUUGUAUUUUCAGACCCAGAAAAAAACGAUGAGGCCCGCUCUCUAAACUCGAAACCAAUGCGUGUAGGUCCCGGGUACAUGGCUCAGUUUGACCUUGUGAUGGGCUGUGGAGCUCCUUUCUCCAAAAACACCGACAACGCCAUCUACUUCCAGUACUCUGUUGACCAUGGCAUUUCCUGGCACCCUGUGGAAGAGCCGUGCCUACCUCCUGACAUUUGUGAGGAGUACCGUAGAGGCUCUGUCUAUAACCCUUAUGACUUUGAGGAGUGGAAGACUGUGACAGUGCUGCUGUCUCCGGAUACGUGGAGUCCACAGACCAAGUUCCGGUGGGUCCAGCCAGAGUGGGGCAAGUCGGACGUGUGGGGCGUGUCCCGGGUCUACAUAGGUCCUAGAUGCCCAGCCCUCUGUAAUGGUCAAGGCAUUUGUCACAAUGGAGUUUGUAGGUGUAAUAAAGGCUUCACAGGCGACACAUGCACCCCUGAGCUCCAAAUGGACUCUUCCAUCCAAGCUGGCUUUGGGCUUCGGUAUGAUCCAACGACGGACUUUUCCAUCAAAGGAGGGGAAGUGGUCCGCACCGGACAAGGUUGUGGACUUAUUCUGUCAGGAGAAAACAUGUAUUUUGCAGGGGAUGGCACCCGAGAACUAGUGACAAAGGAUUUGCACACUACGUCGGCGGAUUUCAUCCAGUUUUAUAUCCGUAUUGGCGGAGAUGGCCCGGAGUGUCAGGGGUCUGAGACAAGGGAGGAGUCCGUGUUGCUGCAGUACUCGACCAAUGGAGGAAUCACCUGGAAGCUUCUGGAGGAACUUCACCAUCUGGAGAACAGGAGACCAAUGUUUACACACAUUGAGCUGCCUGAUGAGGCCAAGUCUCCACACACCAGGUUCCGGUGGUGGCAGCCGUCCCACUCUGGUCCAGGCACUGACCAGUGGGCCGUUGAUGAAGUUCUUAUUGGAGAGUACAGAAACCUGAGAAAGAUUGAUGAUAAUUUUGAUGAUACACUAGAGCCCUUGCAGUCUGACCAGUGGCGUAUGGUGACCGAAGGCUCAGUGGGCAAGUACUGUGGCACUUUGAACCCCUCUCUUGUGAUGGGCAACCAGGUCAACGACAAGUUUGCGGUCACUCAUGACGUCAGUCUAAAGCCAGGAGAUGUGAUCCAGUUCAGGAUCAAUGUGAACUGCGGCAAACAGUUCCGAUGGGACCACCCAGUCAUUCUCCAGUACAGUCAUGACAACGGACACAACUGGAACCUGGUGCAGGAGCCAUGCUAUCUGGACCAGGAGUGCGACGGGCAGCUCAAGGAGGGUAGUAUCUACUACACUGGCACCCACGGUCAGUGGACUCUGGUGGUCAUCCCUGUCACGGAAAAGAUCGCAAUGCAUCCGGCCAUAUUCCGGUGGUGGCAGCCUGGUGGUGUAGCGCACAGCUUUAGCGUAGAUGACGUGUACAUCGGGCCCCCGUGCCUAGACAACUGCCAUCGUCGAGGCGUCUGCAAGGAAGGGCUUUGCCAGUGUCUCGACUCACUAGAUGUUGUGGUAGAUAAAAACUGUCAGGCUGUGGAUGGGGCCCCUUCUGGUCUGCUGGACCGCUUCGACAACUGGAACAUGCCGUCCAUGCUGUGGCAGAGAAUCCUGGGAGGACAUCAAGGCCGGGGCUGUGGUAUCGUGGACAGACAUAACUCGCUCUAUUUUGGAGGCGACGGGACCAGGGAGGCUGUCACUGUGCCGCUCAACACUACUCAGAAAAAAAUCCUGGAUUUCACAAUCAAGAUAGGGGACAGCAUCAACUCUGAGACGUGCCGCAGACCCCGAGACAGGAACGAGGGCAUCGUGGUGGACUUCUCCACGGACAACGGCAUCACCUGGCAGGUCCUGACUGUGGUGGAGCCAGAGUUUGAGGACAUCUCACCCCACACUGUCGUCCUGGACCUGCCCGAUGCCGCGAAGCAAGACCAGACCAUCUUCCGUUUCUGGCAGCCUCUAGGCUUUGGAGGUAUGCCCAGAGCUGAGUGGGCAAUAGACAGUGUCCUCAUUGGAGUGAAUGAUACAAGCAAAUAUGGAUUUGAAGACGCAUUCCAAGGUAUGAUGCCUGACCCACACCACUGGUUCAUGGCAGACUCAGCUAUACAGAGACACACCUGUGACUCUCAAGACAGUGCUCUGGAGUUUAGCAACAAGAAUGAUCAACAGCUUGCUGAGACCUGGGACUAUCACGUGACCCCAUCCACUUUUCUGCAGUUUGACCUGGCCAUGGGUUGUGGCACUCUCUCUGGUGGUCUCUACGACAUUCGCCUGGAGUACUCCACAGACCACGGCCGUACCUGGCAGCCCGUAGUGGACAAGUGUGCCCCGCCCCGCUUUGAGUGCUCUGGUUACCACCUCAGCUCCACUUACAUGUCUGACCAGUUUGCCAACUGGACUCGUAUCACAGUGUCUCUGCCUGACGGGGCUGUGUCUCCAAGCACCCGUUUCCGCUGGCAAAGACCGUACCCUGAGAAGGGAGGCCCAAUCUGGGCGCUGGACAAUGUUUACCUGGGUGAUGGUUGUCCUUGGCUCUGCUCAGGUCAUGGAGUUUGUCGCAAGGGGAAAUGCAUUUGCGAUGAGGGCUAUGGCGGUGAUCAUUGCGUGCCCACGACACCUCUGCCCAUGAUACUGCGUGACGACUUUAACUCUCUCAAGGUCAACGACCGUGUGUGGCGCGAGUUUUACGGUGGAGACAACAGCGUCAUGUGUGGCCCAGUGGUCAGUGGGAGGUCAUUCACUUUUCACGAGGACGGCAUCAGAAUGGCGGUCACUAAUGACAUGGACACCUCGAUGCUGACCUCCAUGGAGUUUGACUUCCGCUACGGUUGCGGCAAAGCUGUCACCCCCUGGCCUCGCCACCAGAGUGUACUACUGCAGUACUCUACCAACGGCGGGAUCAUCUGGAAGCUGGUGAAAGAGAUACACUUCUCGGACACUUCAGAGCCCAAGUUCUUUUCCCUUCCAUUGCCAAUGUCAGCUCGGAUGAAUUCAACGCGCUUCAGAUUUUGGCAAGCAGAUAAUGGAGGAGAGAUGCGGUCAGUUUGGUCCGUAGACAACCUUUUCAUCGGCUCAAUGGCCAUGAACCCCAAGUCUCUGUAUGACUCGUUUGAGAAGGAAAAACCAGACCCUCAAUCCUGGCUCUUCAUCAACAAUGGCCACGUUGAUGAGUAUUGUUCUGCGUAUACAAGACCAGAGACUGAGACAAGUGGAGAGUCUGCCCUUGUUCUCAGAAGACUUGAGGGUGGGGAAGUUUCUGUCAUGACCUCUGACCUUGAGAUUGGGCCAAUGUCUGUUCUACAGUUUGAUAUCAACGUUGGUUGUGGUGCGGAGGGAACCGCUAAGUACCCGGUGCGGCUGGAAUAUUCCGCUGACGGUGGUGUGACGUGGUCCCUGGUUGGUCCCAGCUGUGUGGAUGUGUCGGGGGCCGGCUGCUUCGACUACCACCUGCCCUUCACUGUCUACUACGCCGGAGACAGCCUCUACUGGCGACGUAUGAUUGUGCCAUUAGAUCAUCUUCACAUCUGCGGGCCCUUACGGUUCCGCUGGUACCAAGGCAAAGUGCCAGACUCUGACUUCGCCCCUGAGUGGGCCUUAGACAAUGUCUACAUUGGAAUGGCUUGUAUAGAUCAUUGUGGAGGACAUGGAACUUGCAUAGGAGGUAUGAGGUGCGAGUGUGACCAAGGCUAUAUUGGACCGUCCUGUGUGGCGGAGGAAGACCACCCAUGGUACCUGAAGGACGACUUUGGCAGUGAAGACAUCUACCUCAGGCCCCUGGGUGGGUCCCACCUCCCUACCACUACCAUCAUAGACGCCAGUGAAGACAUCAACGAGGACAACUGGCUGUACUGGUCCAGUGGCAUCUCCUCCAGCAGACACAAGUGUGGCAAAGUCUUCACAGACGAUAGCUUUGUCCACGACGGGGAAGGUCAGAGGACGCUGACCACUGUGCCGCUUGACCUGUCAAGAGCAAAUACUAUUCAGUUCUACAUCAAGCUGGGUUGCAACAAGACAGUGACCCCUUCGCCUCCAGUCUUCCUGCAGUACUCCAUCAAUGGUGGAGUCAAGUGGAACACCAUCGAGCAGUUUGACUUUGGCCCACGCAGCAACCAGCCCCAGUACAUCGCUGUGCACAUUCCCCUCGGAGCCCUCACCAACUCCACGCAGAUCCGCUGGUGGCAGCCGUCAAAGGAUGGCCGGUAUGGGGAAGCUUGGGCUAUUGACCAGGUAUACAUCGGGGGCAACAUGUACGGAGAGAUAGUCCUGCAAGAUUCGCCGGACGCUCCCCUCAAUACAACCUGGCUGGAACACCCUGGAGCCCGCACAGAGCCUUACUGUGACUCAGACGGUUUGGCCCUGCACUUUAAAGGCCAAGAAUAUGAGAGAUAUGCAAGUACGGCAGACGUCUCUGUGAACCAGCUCAGUAUACUCCAGUUUGAUCUGUCCAUGGGGUGUGAUGAGGAAAAGAACAGAAAAGCAGAGUGUUUCACUCUGUACCUGCAAUACUCCCUGGACAUGGGCAAGACUUGGCAGCUGCUGCUCCCGGCCUGCCUGCCCUCUAUGGUGGGCUGCGGCUCCUACCAUCUCAGCUCCACGUUCUCCUCCGACUUAUACCCGGGCUGGAACAGAAUCUCCGUGCCUGUACCGCAGAGCGCUUGGUCCACCCACACAAGGUUCAGAGUGUACCAGCGACCAGGGUACAGCACUGACCAGAGUUGGGCUGUACAGAACCUGUAUGUGGGCUCCACUUGCCCCAACAGAUGCUCAGGCCACGGUCAAUGCCGGGGAGACCUCUGUGUCUGUGACGAAGGCUGGUCUGGAGCUGUGUGUGAGCAGAGUGAGACGAACCUUCCCAGCAUCCUUGUGGAGGAUUUUCUGGAUGGUCCUGAUGAGAACAACUGGUCUAAAAUUGUUGGUGCGUCGGUGGUGGAGCCCUGCCGUAGACUGUCUGCAGGACAGGCUCUCCACUUCACUGGGUCAUGCUCAAGACAGCUGGAGACUCGACCUUUGAACUUGACUGGAGCCAUGUUCAUCCAGUUCUACUUCCUGUAUGGGUGUCUCCAAGCUCCUGGUCACAGAGACAGCGGUGUACUGUUAGAGCACUCGACGGACGGGGGCAUCACCUGGGAGCUCAUCACGGAGAUGCACUACAACCUGUACAGGACACCAGUAUUUAUCAGUCUGAGAAUCCCAGAGAGUGCUAAACGAGAGGGCACCCUGGUCCGCUGGUGGCAGCCGCGACAUGGCGGGGAGCAGAAGGAUGAUUGGCUGGUGGACGGUAUCCGCAUCAACGGAGAGGAGAUCAAUCCACUGCUUCUCUCUGUCAACUUCACCUCGGGAUUUGAAUUUCUGGAUCUGAUCACAGCCGAUAACAUGGAGGUGGGCAAGUACUGCGGUAAAGACGGAGUUGCUAUUGGCAAGACUAAAGCGGAGGAGCCGUCAACUUUGUCCUCCCGUGAGGUCAAGGUCACUGAUGGCCACGUCUUGCAGUUCUCCAUGAAUGUUGGCUGUGGGAAGGACUGGGACACGUCUUUGCAGCCUGUGAAUGUCCAGUACUCCACCGACCACGGCAUGACCUGGACUGACCUGGUGUCUCUGUGCCAGAGAGAUACGUCCUGCUCCCCACACUCGGGCAUCGCCGUCUCUCACUACCACGGGGUCCAUGACAACUGGAGGAGGGUGGUCCUACCUCUGACUGGCCUGCCUGUGUCUAGUGGCACAAGGUUCCGCUGGCAGCAACUCCCCAAUGGGAUGCCAGACUCUCAGGACUGGGCCCUGGGAGACAUCUACAUCGGACCUUCCUGUGACAAGGACUGCUACGGUCACGGCUAUUGCUUUGACGAGAUGUGUGUGUGUGAUGAGGGUUAUGGAGGGGACGACUGUUCUAUCUUUUACGUUGGCGGAGUACUGAGUCAGCUAAAGGACAGCUUUGAUGUGGAGCUGGAACUGAACGCCACCAAAUGGCCGUGGGCUCAGGGGGGACAAGUACAGGAGCCAUGCGAGACUGUCGUACAAGGGCCGGCCAUGACCUUCAACGGGCCCGGGGCUCGUGAGUUGGUGACCAGUUCUCUUGACCUCAGGAAUGCCAGAUUUAUCCAGUACACCGCCUACAUGUGGAGCAAAGGAACCCAACCUGCUGUGUGCUUGAGGCCUCCAGAUCACAAAGUCCAGAAUGUCUACCUUCAGUAUUCUGUGGAUGGAGGCAUUAGAUGGCACACCAUCCAUGCUCUGUCACCGCGACGCUACUGGCCGGCUCUACGUGACUACAUCACACUUCCCGUCGGAGCCCGCACCAACAGCACUUUGGUACGCUGGGUCCAGGCAGACGCCCCGGUCGGCACCAGCCCUCGCGUCCACUGGGCCAUCGACGACGUCUACAUCGGAGGGUGGGAGGUGAACCCCAGCGAGUACUUCCAGCCAUUUGACGGAGGCGACAUCACGAAGGAUGAUCCGUCUGCUUAUGAGUUCAGUCCCCACGGCGUCGUUGAGGGGGAUGAUGGGGAGUGUGAGAGGCUCAAAGACCAAGGAGCAGCCAUGGUGUGGAGGGCUGAAGAGGGGAACAAAGAGAAACCUAAGGGCACCCAGAAGUUCACCACCAAUCAGAUGAUUGUACAGAGGGGUUACAUGCUGCAGUUCAAGAUCAUCAUGGGCUGCGACCGGUUCCUGGAUGUGUGUAAUGUGCCAGACAGUGCGGCGGUGAGACUGGAGUAUCGCCGGAACCCGCGCCUGGAGAAGUGGGAGCCCGUGCAGACCACAUGCCUCCCCGGCAGCCAGAACGGAGGCCUGUGUAACCCACACUUCCACCACCGAGACAGCCAGUACACCGUCUCGCAGGUCCCCUCCUGGACCAGGGUCACAAUACCAUUGGCUGAGAACACUUUCUCUGCAUCCACCCAGUUCCGCUGGGUCCAGGACGGCAAGAACGGCAGUGUGACAUGGGCUCUGGACGACAUCUUUGUGGGAGAACAGUGCCCAGACAUGUGCCGAGGGAGAGGAGACUGCCGUGACGGAAAAUGUAUCUGUGAUGACGGCUACUACAGCCCUGCCUGUAUUCCAAACCCAUCAAAACUGCUCAAGAGACUUUUUGACUCAUUUGAGGGGAGAAUUUCUAACACUUACUGGCAGACAGUGACGGGUGGAGACAUAGGCUUUGGCUGUGGAGCCCUUCUCCCAUACGCCCACGGUAAGACGCUCUACUUCAACGGCUGCGGUGAGCGGCAAGCUGUCACAGCUGAGAUGGACACAACCAAUGCCAUAAAAAUUAUCUUUGUAAUCCAAAUUGGCUGCUCUGCUCAGACUGACAACUGCAAUGUCAAGCUAGGGGAUGGACCAAAGUACCGGGGUGUUUUGUUGCAGUACAGCAAAAACAAGGGUUCAGAGUGGCAUGUGAUUGCACAACAUGAUCCAGUUGACUUCCUGCGGCCAAAGCGAGCAGCAUACGAUGUCCCCCAGGGAGCCAAAGAUGUGGGGAUUCAGUUCAGAUGGUGGCAGCCGAGUCAUGAUGGAAAAGGAUUUGACCAGUGGGCUAUUGACCACGUGGAAAUUAUCUCGGGCCGCAGGAAUUACAGACGAGGAAGAUGGAAGGGCUAAGGACUGAAGCUAUACUUUCUGUUCUCGUGUUACUACUGUACUUUGAUUGUUUCUUUGAUUGUAUAAAAGUAUUGACUUGAUAUUCUUUUGCAAUGUCAUAAAAGUUACAGAAUUGUUCAGAAUUAACGACGUGUGAUAAACAAAAUCAUAGAAGAAAGUAAUGUUUGGAAAACAUUUCUUCUCAUCAUGUCUAUAUAUAUAUAUAGAUGUAAAGAUGACAAUAUUGCAUUGCUGUCUUUCACUGGUGUAAAACCAAUUCUUACACUUACACUGCUGAUUUGUUUCAAAUAUGUGAACUAAAACAUAAUAAGUCUAACUUUAAUUUUGUGAACAGGACUACUUAAAUUUUUGCUGGAACAUUGCUGAGAGUAAUAAUUAUUUAAGUGUACUUGUAUAUAUAUAAAAUUAUGUUGCAGAACUAUUUGGACUUGCUCAGCUGGUUAAAUAACAAGAACAAAAAUUAUUCAUAUAUAUAUUAGACCAUGUCUUUUGCCAGCGUGCCUCUGCUUAUAGUUAUAGGCCUUACUGAACUCAACUGUAUUUCAUCUAUGAAGCAAAUAACAUUAAGAAAUGAGAAAUGUGUAAGUAAAAUGUGAAUGGGUUCCUUCAUGUACAUGAUGACGAUGUAUGUAGCAAUAGUACUUCGUCUUUUUGCUGACUUGUUUGUUCUCAAAAUUAAGCUAAGCCUAUGUCAAUGUGUUGUUUGGUCUCUAAUACAACUGUUUUCCAAGCA
This is a messenger RNA of Aplysia californica (California sea hare), 11838 nucleotides long. RefSeq names its product reelin. The record is from RefSeq and is a predicted model, not a curated record. Gene Ontology annotation, biological process: neuron migration; central nervous system development. NCBI's taxonomy places the organism in Eukaryota, Metazoa, Mollusca, Gastropoda, Aplysiida, Aplysiidae. The transcript is spliced from 65 exons. Bases 201 to 11105 code for a protein of 3634 amino acids. Gene Ontology annotation, molecular function: lipoprotein particle receptor binding.